Syzygium oleosum is the source of this 2307-nucleotide messenger RNA. Its product is annotated as endo-1,4-beta-xylanase 5-like. Gene Ontology annotation, molecular function: hydrolase activity, hydrolyzing O-glycosyl compounds. Lineage: Eukaryota; Viridiplantae; Streptophyta; Magnoliopsida; Myrtales; Myrtaceae. The transcript has 8 exons. Bases 220 to 2202 code for a protein of 660 amino acids. The record is from RefSeq and is a predicted model, not a curated record. Gene Ontology annotation, biological process: carbohydrate metabolic process.
UUUUGCUAAAAUAUCGCACAGCACCUGUCUAUGUAGUUUCGAUAAUCCUCGUAUUCUUGUAUUCUCCAUUGUGCAAGCUUUUGAUUGGAUAUUCUGACGUGUAUUAGAACCGGAUUUCGUCCCGGGUGUUAGGCUCCUUAUUCAUCAAUUCUGCGUGUCGUUCUCAGUCCUGUUGGCACGCGAAAGAGGGUGUUAAAGUAUUCCGCUUCACUCAUUUGUAUGGUUUCAAGGGGGCCUGAUAUUUAUACGGUCUACUUCCACCUAAUUUCUAUGCCGUUUUGGGCUACUGUUCAGUUUGUGUGCGUAUAUGGGGUUGAGAAAAGAGUCACGGGACAGGUAAAAACCGAGGAUGAUCAGCGUCAUGAGGUCACUAUAUCAGGAAAUGAGAAUAUACUGUUUCUUGGAGAGAUGAAAAGUUCAUCAGGAUUCAACAUGUUCUUGUUUCUUUCUCUCACAUUUGCGUUGUUUUCCUUAGGAUCGGCCAUUUCAGGGCAAAUCAUGCAGGCCGUCUUCAAUGAUUAUUACGAUUCAUCGGCGACAACACAGUGUUUGGCAGAGCCAGGGAGUCCUAUGUAUGGAGGUGGCGUCAUACUUAACCCGGAGUUUAUCCACGGAUCUUCCGGAUGGACUGUGUUUGGCCAUGGAGCGAUCGAAGUGCGUACAUCAUAUACCAACAACAGGUUCAUGGUGGCGCACAAUAGAAAACGCCCAUCAGACAGUUUCUCUCAGAAAGUCCAACUCGAGAAGGGAAUGUUCUAUGCAUUUUCCGCUUGGGUACAAGUCAGCCAAGGAAGCGAGGCAGUAGCGGUGGUAUUUGGAACUAGAGAUGGUGAAUUUGUCCGUGGAGGCAGCGUCGUGGCCGAGCAGGGGUGCUGGUCUUUGCUAAAAGGAGGCAUCGCGGCGAAUUCUUCGAGCCCAGUUGAUGUUCUUUUCGAGAGCAAGAAUACCUCAACAGAGAUAUGGGUCGACAACAUUGCGUUGCAGCCGUUCUCGAAGAAGCAAUGGAGGAAUUACCAAGAUGAAAGCAUAGAGAAGGUACGGAAGAGCAUGGUGAGGUUCCAGAUAACUUAUGCGAACAAACGAGGACUCGGAGUCGGAGGAGCCAAUGUUCUCAUCAAACAGAUCAAACCGGGCUUUCCGUUUGGGUGCGGCAUGAACUUCCACAUCCUCGAGAGUGCUGAUUACCAGAACUGGUUCGCGUCGCGAUUCAGAUACACCACUUUCACCAACGCAAUGAAGUGGUACAGCACAGAGGAGAAACAAGGCCAAGAGAACUACACAAUAGCUGACUCGAUGGUGAGAUUCGCGCAAGGUAACGACAUUUCCAUCCGAGGCCACAAUGUCUUCUGGGACAACCAGAAGUACCAGCCCGAUUGGGUCAAGACCCUUUCGCCCGAUGAUCUGCGAAAAGCAGCAGAGAAGAGGAUCAAUUCGGUCGUCUCGAGAUACGCGGGAGAGCUGAUUGCUUGGGAUGUGGUCAAUGAGAACCUGCACUUCAGCUUCUUCGAGGACAACCUCGGGGAAAACGCUUCCUCGAUGUAUUACUCGAUGGCAUAUGAGCUCGACCCGACCCCGAGAAUGUUCCUGAACGAGUACAACACCAUCGAGUACAGUGGGGACGAGAAGGCGAGCCCGGGGAACUACAAGAAGAGGCUCGAGGAGAUAUUUUCGUACCCCGGGAACGAGGAUAUACUGGCAGGAAUAGGAGUGCAAGGCCAUUUUGGCUCUGGCCAGCCAAACUUGGCUUACAUGAGAUCAAGCCUGGACAUUCUGGCCACAACUGGUGUGCCCAUAUGGCUCACAGAAGUGUCCGUGGAACCAGGAGCUAACCAGGCACAGUACUUGGAGGAGGUGCUCAGGGAGGCUUAUUCUCAUCCCGCCGUCGAAGGGAUCAUAAUGUUCGCCGGCCCCGCGUACGCCGGCUUCAAUACCCCGGCGCUGACGGACAUGAACUUCGACAACACGCCGGCUGGGGACGUCGUGGACGAGCUGAUCGAGGAAUGGAAAUCCGAAGACUUGAGAGAUCGCGCGGACGAUGGAGGGUUCUUCAGCACUUCGCUGCUUCAUGGAGAGUAUGAGAUCACCAUCACUGAUCCAAUCACAAACUGCUCUUCCACUUCAAGAUUUGAAGUGACCAAAGAUAGCUUCAAGAUAAUUACGAUUUUCACAUAUAAUAAGAUUGUCAGCUACAAGCUCCCAUGAAGCUAAGGAUAGCGCUUGAUUGUUGAUUUUGAUACUUGCUAAUUUUAAGAUUAAUUAAAGAGGGUAAAUAUAAAGGCCCCUUAAAUGCCAUGUAUUAUUUAUUUG